This is a messenger RNA of Tetrahymena thermophila SB210, 381 nucleotides long. RefSeq names its product cytochrome C biogenesis protein. The transcript has a single exon. The record is from RefSeq and is a predicted model, not a curated record. NCBI's taxonomy places the organism in Eukaryota, Ciliophora, Oligohymenophorea, Hymenostomatida, Tetrahymenidae.
AUGGAUAAAGAAGAAAUAAGGUAAGCUUUAAAGCAAUCACAAAAUAUAGAAAAUAGAAGAAUAUAAAUCGCAAAUUCAGUUAGAUGUUUAGAUUGCUCAAAUAUGAAUUCAAGUAUUGAGCAUGUUGAAUCGCCAAUAGCAAGAAAUCAAAGAAAUGUUGUUAAUACUUUGAUUAGAAAGGGUUACACUGACAGAGAAAUAUAUGAGGAAUUUAGCGGUAUUUUUGGUAAACAUUCUAUUAUUGAUGUAAGAUAUACAGAUGGUUAUAGCAAAUAAUAAAUGCAAAAAAAAUAAAUUAAGUCUGCAUUAGUUUGUAUUUCUACUUUGGCUACUCCUUAUAUAGGCUACAAAUUAUUGAAAAAAUUCUUAUUUAAAAAAUGA